Amyelois transitella is the source of this 3562-nucleotide messenger RNA. It is a transcript of the gene PIG-Z, whose product is annotated as GPI mannosyltransferase 4. Gene Ontology annotation, cellular component: endoplasmic reticulum membrane. The record is from RefSeq and is a predicted model, not a curated record. Gene Ontology annotation, molecular function: alpha-1,2-mannosyltransferase activity. The transcript has 3 exons. NCBI's taxonomy places the organism in Eukaryota, Metazoa, Arthropoda, Insecta, Lepidoptera, Pyralidae. The coding region runs from base 119 to 2071 and encodes 650 amino acids. Gene Ontology annotation, biological process: GPI anchor biosynthetic process.
CAAUGAAAAUAGUGCUGUCUGCUGAUAAAAAAUGUUAUCAAUUUAGAUAACCCGCUGUAACCAUUCCGAUUCGCUUACCGUUAUCAGCUCCACCUCCGCGCCGAGGCGCGUAGAUAAAAUGUUUUUGAAAACGGAACUUUUAAAAGCCAUCUCAUUCAAAACCCCAGUGAAAUUACCUGUGUCGUAUUGGAUUUUGGUGGUGUUGCGGUUUGUGCUGACACUUCUGCCACAACGAGGAUAUAUCCACCCCGAUGAGUUCUUUCAGAAUGUUGAGAUUAUUGCAGGUGAUAUUCUCAAUGUGGAUGUUUCAAAAACAUGGGAGUUCAACCCAAAGUUUCCAAUCAGAAAUAUUCUUGUACCAAAAAUGAUAUUAGGGCCACCAAUCCACUUCAUCCGCCUCGCCAACCCCUACAGUAUGUACUAUUUCAACAUAGAUCUCAAAACUCCUUACUAUUUGCUGGUCAUACCUAGACUUUUUAUCUGUCUCUUGUCUCUCAUUAAUGACUAUUGUCUAUACCAAAUAUGUGUACUCUAUGGUCAAAAUUUCAGAAGUCGUUUAAAAAUAUUUGCCAGUUCCUAUGUAGUCUUUGUGUACUGUUGUAGAAGUUUCUCAAACUCUUUCGAAAUGAUAUUCUUCUCACUCCUACUUUUAUUGGUUGCCCAAAGCAUGGCAAAGACUGAUAAAAUAAUUUAUCAUGAUGAGUUUCUUACGGAGAAGUACCAUCAGGCGUCAUCACCAGUAGAGAAAGUUAAGUUAUUCAAAUUGAAAACUCAUUUGCCCCAGCAUUCUUUGAAUCAUGUCAUUAUACUAGCCACUUUAGUAGUUGUGGGGAUAUUUAACCGUCCUACCUUUGUUGGUUACGGUAUUCCACCAGUAUUCUUCUGGCUCCACCGAGGCUUAGGUUCCAAGGUGGUGGGAUUUCGAGAUUUUCAUUAUAGAAUCUUCAUGUUUAUACUUUGUGGAGUGCCCACUGUGCUACUGUUUAUCAUAGCUGACUCUGUGUACUACGGGUACUUGACCAUGGCCGAUGUGGAGUCUCUCAAACUCUCGUGGGAUAAUUGGGUUGUGACACCUUUGAACUUCCUGAGAUACAACUUGGACUCGAGAAAUCUGAAGCAGCACGGCCUCCAUCCGUGGUGGUUGCAUUUGGUGGUGAAUGUGCCACUUCUUUUCAAUGUGUUGGGGAUUUUAGCCUUUGGCACAUUGGCUAAGCACGCCUACAGAUUCAUUCGAGGCCAAUACAGCAAACUGCCAAGGAUCCAAAGCAUCACCGGUCUCAUGCUGCUGUCCCUCAUCAUUCCGGUUAGUCUCCUGUCUCUUUUCCCGCACCAGGAGGCGCGCUUCAUCAUACCUGUAUUGGUUCCACUGGUAUACCUUUUCGGUAGUCAUCUCCACCCUAAUGAAGGCGACGGGCCCACUUCGAGAAAGCUCAAGAAAACAUUUCGUUACAGCUGGUACAUCUUAAAUAUUCUGUUCACAAUAUUUUUCGGCUUCGUCCAUCAAGGCGGCAUUUAUCCAUUCUCGCGCAGCCUUUACAGGGACAUAAAGAGCGUGUACGGCAUACAUACCCACGUGAUAACGACGCACAGUUACAGCAUUCCAACUUAUUUGCUCCAAUUAGAAAGUACCACGACGGUGUUCAGAGAUCAAAAGACGGGUCACAAGUACCGCUUGGCGCCCAGCACGUUCCUUUACAUGUACGGUUCACUCCCCAUCGAAGACUUGUUCACUAAAAUAGAUGACGUCCUUAGCAACGCAGAGAUGUUGCUGCAUAAAAAUAAGAAGAAAUACAGGUUUUACGUGACGUCACCGUGCUCGUUAGAACAGAAGAUUCGAGACGCCGCAAGGAAAUAUCAUUACAUAGAUCUAGUUGAAGACGCUUCGUACUACCCGCAUUUUUGUACGGAAGCAUUCCCGAAGUUUCCAAGUGCUCGCGACCAAUCUUGUAUAGAAUAUAGUUUAAGCAAAAAUGAAUCUAAUGUCUUAGAUCUGAAUAUACUACAAAGGCUCGCGUGUUUUUUUAAUAAGUUUUGUCUUAGGAUAUAUAAAGUAAAGCUAGCAGCGAAAUAGUUUAAGUGAAAUGUCCACCGAUUAGAAUCUCAGUUAAUUUGUCUGCACAUUCCAGGGUCUAGUCAUUUGAUAGGUUUAUCAACGUAAUGUUAAUUUUGAAGAUUUCAUCUAAGUGCGUAUGGAAUAUUGAGAUGUGAAAUUUUCUCGAUAUUCUUACCACAUUAACUUUUGAAAGACAACGAACAAUCGACCAAAGUUGAAACAAAUGUGCCACACUAAACAAAAAAUAUUACUUUGUUUUAUUGUUUCUUUUAAGCCGGUAUGUACGCUGUUUACCAGCGAAUGUGGCUCACAGUGUAGAAGGGAUAGAGUCGUGAUUAUAAUGUACGUAUGUGUGUACCUAUGUUCAGUCAAUAGAAUGAACGUGCUUUCUAACUUUCGUGAUUUUAUAAGAAUUGUAGAUAGACACUCUUACAUGAUACUCGUAAUGUAAAUAAAUUUAGGAAAACUUCAUAUUUUCCACGACUCUGCUAAUGUUAUCAUGAAGUUAUUUGUGUAGCAAUUAGCUAUAUUAUUUUACAAGGUAUUUUAUAUUUUACACUGAUACAUAAUUUUGAUAUAAUUAUAAGUAUACAAAAUAUAAUCGAGUUCUUUAAUAUAUUUUAUCACGGACGUGUAUUGGCCUAGUAAGCGUCAGUUGCUGUAAAUAGAAAAAUGAAACGAUUACAGAAUUAUGAUACACAUUUGCCUUAAACCUGUGUUAAUAAUUAUAUAUUUAUAGCAUUUAUCAAGACAAUUUUGUUGUAAAUUUUUUCAUCACACCAUUUGUUACAAAUCAUUUUAAUAAUAAGUUUAUGUAUGACUUUUUAUAUGUGUUGCUUUGAAGAGAGUGUUAUCCUUUGACCUCUGUAAUAUUAGGUGAUAGUAUAUUUGUCACAACAGUAAGCUAAUUUAAUUUUUUUUAACAAUACUUGUUUAUUGUCUGAUCUGUGCUACAAAGCACCAAUGCUAUAAUUAGUUGACAAGUCUAGAAAAAAAAUGCGUAACCAUGAUCCAAAUUGGAUUCCUGUAAACUAAUUGCGACCUUCUGUAGUAAGCAUAAGGUGGUAUCAAUUGUUAAGCAAGGAUGAUAUUAUUAUUUCCUUUUACGGGAUACAAUGUAGGUGUUCUAGGAGUAACAAUAACGGUAUAAUUAAAAUGUUAUCCUGUAAAAUAGAUCUGAUCUAUGAGCCAUAAUUAGGAUAUGACAUUAUUAGAAUAAGAACAUUAGAUCGCUUUACUACAAUAAUUUUUGAUACCGAUCAUUACUAAGUUUAUAAAGUAAAGUAUUUAUGCAUCAACUCCUGCUGUUGUUUAUUAUAAGCGCAAUAAAAUAUGUAUACCUAAAUAAAUCAGAGGGCGUGGAUGACGAUCCUUGCAUACUAAUCCAUUUAGAAAGCAGGGUAGCUGGUAGACAAUUUGCGUUUUUCAUUUAUUAUUGUAUGCUUAUUAAUAACAUUGGUUUUUAUUAAAUACUAAAUUUAAAUUAUUUAGCUUUUAGAUGUUUUUAAA